UGCUAGUUCUUAUCCCUGGACCUGAACCCAGGCGCACAUCUGGAUUAGAAGAUGCCAGGCUCAGAGGAUCUUCGUAAAGGCAAGGACCAGAUGCAUUCACACAGGAAACGAACCAUGUUCACUAAGAAGCAACUGGAAGAUCUGAACAUCUUGUUCAAUGAGAACCCAUACCCAAACCCCAGCCUUCAGAAAGAAAUGGCCUCGAAAAUAGACAUACACCCAACAGUACUGCAGGUCUGGUUCAAGAAUCACAGAGCAAAACUCAAGAAAGCCAAAUGCAAGCAUAUUCAUCAAAAACAAGAAACUCCACAACCGCCAAUACCAGAGGGUGGGGUCACCACCAGUGUCGGUCUGAGAAAUGCAGACACACUACCCAGAUUACCCAACGCUGCUCACCCGAUCGGCCUGGUGUACACGGGUCAUCGAGUCCCCUCAUUCCAGCUCAUCCUGUACCCCAACCUCAAGGUCCCCGCAAAUGACUUCAUUGGCCACAGAAUAGUCCAUUUUGGCUGCUGCCAAGAUCCUAACAUAUACUGCCUCUAUCCCAUUCUGGAAUCCCAAGUUUGCACUCCAAGCUUCCAUUCUGGCUCUUCUGCCUGUUCAUCUAACCAAAGUCGAGAGAGAUGAUAAAUACAAAAAGUCACAUGU
Molecule: messenger RNA, 648 nt
Organism: Nomascus leucogenys (northern white-cheeked gibbon)
Lineage: Eukaryota; Metazoa; Chordata; Mammalia; Primates; Hylobatidae
Gene: DPRX
Product: divergent-paired related homeobox
Biological process (GO): regulation of transcription by RNA polymerase II
Cellular component (GO): nucleus
Molecular function (GO): DNA-binding transcription factor activity, RNA polymerase II-specific; RNA polymerase II cis-regulatory region sequence-specific DNA binding
Source: RefSeq, a predicted model, not a curated record